Molecule: messenger RNA, 6941 nt
Organism: Rhincodon typus (whale shark)
Lineage: Eukaryota; Metazoa; Chordata; Chondrichthyes; Orectolobiformes; Rhincodontidae
Gene: cnot6l
Product: CCR4-NOT transcription complex, subunit 6-like
Exons: 12
Coding region: 523-2205 (560 amino acids)
Biological process (GO): nuclear-transcribed mRNA poly(A) tail shortening
Cellular component (GO): cytoplasm; nucleus; CCR4-NOT complex
Molecular function (GO): poly(A)-specific ribonuclease activity; protein binding
Source: RefSeq, a predicted model, not a curated record
GUUUGUCGUCCCCCCACCCCCAUCACCAAUACUUUAUCAGAGAAUGGACGUGGAGGACUCAUUCCCAGUGUGCCUGCUGAAAAUAUGACUUGCAAGUAUGAUUUUGCUCAAAUGACGAAGGGAAAACCUGUUCAUAGCUUCCAAACCAAUUACAGAUCACUGAUGUUCUCACCAGCCUGUCACCCACCCAGGUCCACCAGGAUCUACACUUUCCUCUUUUCCAGCGACAUUAACGUGGAAAGUGCCAAAUCAGAAAUGGGAAACAUUGGGCGGUGCAGCGAGAAACAUAGAAGAUGGGAGCAGGAAGAGGCCGUUCGGCCCUUCGAGAUGCGCCGCCAUGCAUCACCAUCAUGGCUGAUCGUCCAACUCUAUAGCCUAAUCCUGCUUUCACCUCAUAACCUUUGAUAGAUGAGGGGACCAUGCUCGGAAGAAUAUAUUUUAAGGAGUCUUUUAAAGACAAGGACUAAAGUGUAGGGUGAAGUGACGAGUUUGAAAGAGUGAAGCUAAUGAACUUUGCUACCAAUGGUGAAACCAAAGAAUUCCAUAGGAAUGCCAAAGGAAAAAUAUGAUCCAAAAGAUCUACACAGAAUAUAUGCAAUCAUGUCAUUAGAAGAAGCAGCCAAUGGGAAAAAAACACACUGGGCGGAAUUAGAAAUCUCGGGUAAAGUGAGGAGCUUGAGUACUUCAUUGUGGUCUUUAACACACUUGACUGUACUGCACCUGAAGGACAAUAACCUUGCACGCAUUCCACCUGAUAUUGCCAAGCUCCAUAAUCUAGCUUAUUUGGAUCUAUCAUCUAAUAAAUUGCGCAGUUUACCAGCUGAGCUUGGAAACAUGGUGUCACUCAGGGAAUUGCUUUUAAAUAACAAUCUGUUACGGGUUUUGCCUUACGAACUAGGAAGACUGUUCCAGCUACAGACCCUAGGUUUAAAAGGCAAUCCUUUGUCACAGGAUAUUUUGAACCUCUAUCAGGAACCAGACGGAACAAGAAAGCUACUGAACUACAUGCUUGAUAAUUUAGCAGUUCAUCCGGAGCAGCUUCCUCAGAGACCGUGGAUCACUUUGAAGGAAAGAGACCAAGUGUUGCCAACAGCAUUGUUCACUAUCAUGUGUUAUAAUGUACUGUGCGACAAAUAUGCCACAAGGCAGCUGUACGGCUACUGCCCUUCCUGGGCUUUGAACUGGGAGUACAGGAAAAAGGGAAUAAUGGAAGAAAUCGUAAACUGUGAUGCAGACAUCCUUAGCCUUCAGGAAGUAGAAACAGAGCAAUACUUUAACCUCUUUUUGCCCGAGUUGAAGCAACGUGGAUACGAUGGGUUCUUCUGUCCAAAAUCUCGUGCCAAAUUGAUGUCAGAGCAAGAAAGAAAGCAUGUUGAUGGAUGUGCAAUAUUCUUCAAAACAGAGAAAUUUGCAUUGGUGCAGAAACACACAGUGGAAUUCAACCAGUUGGCAAUGGCCAAUUCGGAUGGCUCUGAAGCCAUGCUAAAUCGAGUGAUGACAAAAGAUAAUAUUGGGGUCGCAGUGCUUUUAGAGGUCCACAAGGAUCUUUUUGGAGGUGUGAAGACACUUCAAGGAACAGAAAAGCAGCUCAUUCUGGUCGCCAAUGCACACAUGCACUGGGAUCCUGAGUAUUCUGAUGUGAAAUUAAUCCAAACCAUGAUGAUUAUCUCUGAACUCAAAACCAUUCUAGAGAAGUCAGCUGCUUCCCUUAGGCCAAGCUGCCCUUCUGCAGAUCCUAACUGCAUCCCAUUGGUGCUGUGUGCAGAUCUCAAUUCACUGCCAGAUUCAGGUGUUGUGGAAUAUUUGAGCACUGGAGGUGUUGCACAGAAUCACAAAGACUUCAAGGAGCUGAGAUACAACGAGUGUUUGAUGAACUUCAGCUGUAAUGGGAAGAAUGGAACUUCUGAUGGUAGAAUUACUCAUGAUUUCCAACUCAAGAGUGCUUACGAAAACAACUUGAUGCCUUACACAAAUUACACUUUUGACUUUAAAGGUGUUAUUGACUACAUUUUCUAUUCCAAGACUCUGAUGAACGUGUUGGGCGUUCUUGGCCCUUUGGAUCCUCAGUGGCUUGUGGACAAUUCUAUCACCGGAUGUCCACAUCCUCAUAUCCCCUCUGACCACUUUUCACUGUUAAUACAGCUUGAACUUCAGCUUUCCUUGCCACCAUUGAUGAAUGGUGUACAUUUACCCAGCAGGAGGUAGUGAAUCCCUAUCAUGGAAGCACUACUCACUUUUACGGACAUGUACAGUUGUAAAGUCAAAGUAUGAAGGAGUGAAGUAUGGCCUGUGAAACCUUUAUUUGUUCUUUUUAUUACAAAAAAAUGUAUGUGUUCUAUAUGUUUCUAGUAUACUGUUUAUUUCACUAUUAACACUAAGGCUGGAACAAACAAAAACUUGCUUUGAAAAGGUUUAUUACUCAGACCUUUGGAGACACUGGAGAUCACAUUCCUUACAACUCUGAAAGCAUUGUCUUACAAUAUUGUGUGUCAAGUGUUUGGGUUUUGCUGUUGGAUUAUGUAAAUAAUCUGGCAUUGAAGCAGCAGAAUUACGUGCUUUACAAUAUGGUGCCAUUGACUUCUUCUCCAAAGACCAACAAGCAGAACAUCUUCAGAUGUUUGUUCUGAGCUUUGCCCCUUUUUUGUUUAGAUCUGUUCAUAAAUCAUGAUUGAAAUCAUAUUGACUCAUUUCACGGGUUUGAGUGAGAAUUUUUGAUAUCUUUCUAUUUGUUUAUCCUUGUUUUCCUUGCCUGUCUCAAUCAUAUGUUUUUUUAUAGUUCACUUUAAUUCUUUGGUGCUUCUCUUUUCAACUUUUGAUGGCUGAUCAACAGUUUGCCUCGCCUCUCUGGCUCUCUGCCACAGCUAAGUGGAAUCUCUCGGGGCAGAUCCUGAGUCAAGAGACAAUUGAAACCAAAAGGUGGAGGUGGUGGCCAGGAGACAGGGUUGGUUCUGUCCAGCUGUGACUUGAUUUGACAUUUGCCUUUUUUGUUCAGAAUGAGAUUCAUAUCUGGUUUCAUGAAAGAGGAUACCCAUUGGUUAUUGAUCUGUAUAGAAAGAAAGAGAGAGUUGGACAGAAGAUUCAGGUUUUUCAAACUACUUGUUUAUUGAGCGUAUAUUACAGCAAAUGAAAAUGAACUAUAGAAUUUUAAAUUUAUCCUAUUGCCUUAUAAAGCAUUUUUGUAAAAAGAAAAGAACUACCAUUUAGAUUUUGUCUUCCCAGUUGAACUGGCAAUAAUUUACUCCUUUUUGGGGAGAAAGAUAAUCGUGGACAUAACAGCCAAUAGCUGCUUUGUCAUCAGCCAGUCAAAGGUACAAUUCAAUAUUGGUCUAUCGGACAAGACCACAUUUUCUAUUCCACAAUGAAUUAAACAUGCAGCAAGCAGUGAUUGAGGUGCACCAUAAAUAAUUUGAACACAGUCAGGUAAAGCACCUAAAAGAUUACUGUACUAAAUAAGCACCAUCUGAUGGUCGUUAAUUCUCAUGUUGUAUACUCCCAACAACCUACUGCACUUUAUAAAGAAAUUGGGUUUUCAUUGAUGCAGUUAUAGUUUAUCAGUCUAAUGGGCCCCUUCAACUAUAUCCCACCCCCAUUUAAAAAGACAGACUGCAUUUUAAGAACCCACUUUGAAAGUUUAAUCUUCUUGAUUUUGAAUCAGACAGACAGCAUAUCUUCUGAUGUGUAAAAUCUGUUUUUUUAGUUUAAUAUAUAAUGCUAGUGUUACAUCAAAUAAAGUUCAUAAGUGGACAAGACCUAGUUUUAGAAUUUGCCAAUAACCUACUUUUGAUAUCUUUGACUGGAUUCUUGACUUCAAGAUUGUUUGUUUGAAAUCUGAAGCUUUAAGUCAGCACUUUAAUUCUGCAACCUCAUAACUUUUCAUGUUUUUAAGGACAUGAAGUAUGGAGCAAGAUAAAGCUAAUGAGAAUGAAAGAAACUGGAGGCACCAACUAAAUUUCAAGCUUUUUGUUUUGCAUUCACUUCUGGUGAAAGAAUUUGAACUUUUUAGCCCCUUUUUUAAAAUUCCCAGGCUUCAUGUGCUUAAAUUUUUUUUGUGAUGACCCUGCUUGUUAAAACACUUACUUCCUUCAUGCAUUUCUUUUAAUAACUAUAAGCAAUAUUAACUUACCAUACUUCACUCCCAAUAUUUUGUCAGAUCAGUUUGUAUAAAAUGGAAUUUAAAAUUUACCUAUAAUGGUUGUAUAUGAACUACAGAAGAGCCCAAUUACUGGAUUUUUCGCUUUGUUUUUUAUAAUUGAAGAGGAAAACAGUUUUUGGGAAAGCUUACUGUUAAUAGCUGCAAAUUUUGUCUGCUUUCAGUAUAAAAAGGAUCGAGACACUCUGUUGCAAGAGGAUGUUCAUCAGGUUUUCUUUGCUUCUGUAUGCAUUUUUCCAGAGUUUCAACAACUGUGUACUUUAAAAAUAGAUAAGUGAGGGAAAGAACAUUUUAAGAAAAAAAACAAUGAAAUGGAGAUGAUAGUAAGUUUUGUUAUGUGUGUGUUUAUCUUAAUUGUUCAGGCAAAAAAAAUAAAGAAAGCACAGUCAGAUUCAUGUACGUUUCUGUUAUAUUUUGUCCCUCGUUUCAUAACAAUGUGCCUCAUUCAAUUUGCCCAAGCAGCUGCACUGCCCAAGCAAGCAGAGAAAACCUGACAGGCCUUCUCCAGGCAACUUUUAAAAUUCUAUACAAUAAAUCUGUUAAGAUUUGUGAGAUUUUAUGUAAAAAAAACACAUGAAAAACAACUUAAAAACAGUUUUGUACAAGCUCUGUAAUGUGUUUAACUUUGGUGUAAGAAGUGUGGGACAUUGGAAACCGCAUCAUAAGUCAGAUAUGGCACAAUGAUUUCUGAGAUGAGCUUUAUUUCUGUCUCAUUCCCAGCACUGCUUGUCUUUUGUUUUUAUUUUGUGUAAUGCAGGAGUGUACUACCUUUAGCGCAAAGCCAGCAAAUGCGUGAAGGUUUUUGUCACUUUCUGGGUAUUGUGCAUUUUGAUGUGGAGAGAUUCCCUUUCUUGUUCAAUACCCUUCACUCCCUUAUCAAAUGUACUUACUAGCUCUCAAUGGAUUGAAAAGCUACUGAAUUUCAGUCUUUCAAGGUUUCAUAUCACUCAGUACAAAAGCAUAUAUAUUGGAUAAUGUCAUUUAAAAUGAAGUACGGGUCUCAUGACUUAAGACAGUCACAAAAAGCAGGUUUUUGUAAUAGUAAUUAUAUAUUUCUAUGAAUCGCAUAUGGCAGCUUCAUAUUCACUAAGCUGCAGAUAACCAAAAAAAGUGCUUAUUUAAAACCAUGAAGCACGAUCAAAAAUAUACCGUGAUCUCAGCCUUUAAUGCAUAGGUACUUUUACAUUUCAAUAAAGGAGCACUACAAAAUUGGCCUAAUUAAAUGGUGGGUUUUCCAAACACACUCUCUAAUAGGCAAUUUAUAAGUAACUGCUGACAUUUUUAAAUUAGAUCAGUCAUUGAGAAUUGGUGACAAGUUGCACUUUUGAUUAGAUCUAGAGAAACCUGAUUUGUUUUGACAUGCUGAUUUUGUUAAUACCUAAUUGAAACAGUAAAACUUUUGCUGAUUUGGUGGAUUGCAGCUUCCUCCUCACACUCUCUCUCUUUUUUUCACCUUUUCCCCAUUCUUCUCCUCCACUUCCCUCCCCCCGCCCCCCGCACCUCAAAAAUAAUGCUUUUGGGCCAAGAAUAAGUUCAGAUGGAGAAUGACAAAUUGGGUCAGAAUGUUUGCAUGUUGUAUGUCAGUAGCAGAAGAUAUAAGGUAUUGGUGAAAUGAUUCUAGCUAAAGUUAUUCUAUCCUACAGACAGUAAAAAGGAUGCUCAUUAAUAUUUCUAUUAUGCUGCAUUUGGGCUCUAUUGUGGAAAGUGGAAAUAAAUUUAAAUUUAAAAAACAAAAGAUUUUGGACAUAAAUUCCAAAUAAGGUUUUAAAAAAUACUUGGAUAUAUUUGUUGGGAAAUGGGCAGUGAGAUUUUAGAGUGAUGUGUAGUUAAGUGUUAGUUAAAUUACUGGGGGAUUCAGUGCAUGUUUUUAGAUGUUGCGUUAUUUAUGUGCAACGCCAAAAAAAUGAGUGAUAUGAUUCUUUUUGAGACCUAUGGUGCUUCUGUCUGCAAAGCCUUGCCUGUAUUGUAUUAAAGGAAUAUAGUUUGUAAAUGUGGUAGCAAUGAUUUAGUUUUUUUUAAACGUGAAUCAGACAUUUUCAGCAUUUGACCACCUUUAUUUUUUUAACAUCCUUUUUAAAAAAAUAUAUAGUUUUUGCUAUUAGAAAUUUAUCAUGGUGGUUAAUAGGAAAUGAAAGUGGACUGUGUUGCAUCACCAGUGUCUGUAUAGAACCAUUGGUCACUGGAUAGUGUUUGUUUCCCUGAACUCUGAGCAGUUGGAUGUUAUUUUUCUUUCGUUCGUUCUUUCUUCCCAACACCCCAACUCCCAACAAUCUUUUAUUUUUAUAUAUUAUUUCUUCCUGAAUACUCUGCAAAGGGUAAAAAUGUAAAGGUUUAGUAAAAGUAAAUUGCCUCCUACUGAUGUGAUAGGUGCUAUUUUACUUGAACUAAAUAAGCAUGAAGAAGUUAUUGGAUGUUCACCAGCUGAUUUUUGUUUUCCCCUCUUAAAAUCAGUCCAAAAAUGAAACUGCUUAAUUUACGUAAGUAUUUUUGCAUUAUCCAAUCUGCUCUAGAUUUAUGUUUUUUGUCUCCAGUUAUUUAACUGCAAUGGAAAUAUACCAACUAAGCCAGUAACUGUACUCUCAGUCUGUCUUUGAGCUUGUGACAGUUCAGCAGAGAUGCUUCACUUGUACUACUAUGUGAAAGAUUUAAAAAGAUGAGUAUUUUUCCAUAUGGAGUUCGGGUACUGCUCUCAAUGUAUGGGGCUAAAUUAUGUCUGCUUGUUCCCUUGCACCUGUGUAGUUUUUUUUUUCUUUCCUUUUUGAUUAGGCAAUAAAUGGUCAUUUGAAAAUUA